GUCAAAGAAGAGGGGUGGUUAGGGUGUAGCAUGGGGUAACACUUUGGCAUGUGGUGGCGGGUGAGUAUUUCGCUUCUCAUGCUGAAGUAGGGGAACACAAUUUGAAGAACAUUGAGUGAUCUACAUUUUACUCAGCUAUGCAUUUUCAGGAGUGGUUACAGUCCCUUCACUCCAGUGGGGGGGUUCGGGGACCUGUGAGGGAGGACUUCUGGAGCCUUCUCCCCUCUCUCCCUUCGUCAUCCUCUUUCUCCCUCUCGUCCCUCUCUCGGUCCCCCUCCUCUCUGCUGGGUAUAGGGGCUCUGGCCUCCCUCACUGCAUACUGGCUGGUGACCCGCCGUCGGCCCAUGCAGCCCCCCUGUGAUCUCAAUGCCCAGUCUAUCGCUGUACAGGGAGAGCCCAAUUGGAGGCGUUCAGCUUUGCUCAAGGACGAUGCCCUGUUGGAGUUCUACUAUGAUGACACCAGGACAGCCUAUGACAUGUUCCAGAGAGGACUGAGGGUGGCAGGGAAUGGCCCAUGCCUUGGCUUCAGGAAACCUGGGGAACCUUACCAAUGGAUCUCCUACACUGAGGUGGCUGAACAGGCACAGGUGCUGGGCUCUGGGCUUUUGGGCAAAGGCUGCCAACCAAACCCUGAGCAGUUUGUUGGAAUAUUUGCCCAGAACAGACCAGAGUGGAUCAUUUCAGAGCUGGCCUGCUACACUUUCUCUAUGGCCGUGGUGCCCCUGUAUGACACACUUGGAGAGGAGGCCAUGGUGCAUAUCCUCAACCUGGCGGAGAUCUCACUGGUGAUCUGUGACAAGGAGGAGAAGGCAGAGUCCCUUCUGGUGAAUAAGGAGAAAGGUGCAACACCCACUCUCUCCUGUCUGGUGCUCUUUAAUGACUGCAGUGAUGCCAUAGUGGAGAGGGGCAAGAACUGUGGAGUGGAGAUCCUAGAACUCACACAGCUCAUGGUACUUGGACGACGGAACCUCAAAGAUCCUAUGCCCCCGAAACCCCAGGACCUGGCAGUCGUGUGCUUCACCAGUGGAACCACAGGAAAGCCGAAGGGAGCCAUGAUCACCCACGGCAACAUCGCCUCCAACUCCUCCUCUGUUAUUAAGAUCCUGGAGGGGUCAUUUUUUAUUCGGCAAGAAGACGUGUCAAUCUCUUACUUGCCUCUUGCCCACAUGUUUGAGAGGAUGAUUCAGGUGUCCAUGUUCUGUCAUGGGGCCAGGGUAGGAUUCUACCAAGGGGAUAUCUCCCUACUCAUGGACGAUAUUAAGACUCUGAAACCCACUUUCUUCCCAGUGGUGCCUCGCCUACUCAACCGCAUCUACGACAAGAUCUUAGGGUCUGUGACGUCCCCAUUGCGCCGGGCAGUGCUGCACUACGCAGUGAGGAGGAAGCAGGCUGAGCUCAGCAGUGGGGUUGUACGUAACAACAGUCUGUGGGACAGGCUGGUAUUCAACAGGAUUCAGGCUAAUUUAGGAGGUAAUCUGAGGUUCAUCCUGACUGCCUCGGCCCCCAUCUCCCCCACCGUGCUCUCCUUCCUCAGGGCCACCCUCGGCUGUCUGAUCUUUGAGGGUUACGGGCAGACUGAAUGCACAGCAGGCUGCACCUUCUCCAUGCCAGGAGACUGGAGUGCAGGCCAUGUUGGCGCUCCCCUGCCCUGUGCAAUGGUGAAGUUGGUUGACAUCCCUGAUAUGAACUAUUAUACCAAGAACGGAGAAGGAGAGAUCUGUAUCCGUGGCCACAGUGUGUUCCGGGGUUACCUGAAGGAUGAGGAGAAAACUGCAGAGGCCCUGGAUAGUGAUGGCUGGCUGCACAGUGGAGAUGUGGGCCAGUGGUUACUGAACGGGACACUUCGCAUCAUAGACAGAAAGAAGCACAUCUUCAAGCUGUCCCAGGGAGAGUACAUUGCCCCUGAAAGGAUUGAGAAUGUCUACAUGCGUUGUGUCCCUGUGCUACAGGUCUUUGUGCACGGUGACAGCUUAAAGUCUCACCUGAUUGGUAUUGUUGUGCCAGACCCAGAAGUGUUUAUUGAUUGGGUUAAGGAGAGGGGAAUCAUUGGAUCCUACAAGGAGCUCUGCCAGCAUCCAGAUGUGAAGAAAGCAGUGUUAGAAGACAUGACAGCCGUGGGGAAGGAAGCUGGGCUGAAGUCUUUUGAGCAGCUGAAGGACCUGCACCUGCAUCCAGAGAUGUUCAGUGUUAGCAACGGCCUUCUCACCCCCACUCUGAAGAGCAGACGAGUGGACAUCCGCAGGGUCUUCCAGGAACAAAUCACAAACAUGUACAGCACAACAGCCAUCUAGUAGACCUCAAUCCAAUGUAAUACACUCACUCACUCCACUGACAUUUACAUGAACUGUAUGUUUCCUGUCACUAGACAAAGAUAUGCAGUUUGCUGGAUCUCACUGUCUAUAGUACUAAAAACUGAGCAUGUAGCCAAGACAACAGCCAUUCCUACAGUACUUAGCACAAAUACUAUCAAACACGUUUGGUACGGUUUCAGGGAAUUUCAGUUUGACUCCACUUUCAGUUCGACACCAUGCUGCUUCUUGUACAUCAGUAUGUUUAAAUGUAUUUUCAUUGUUUACAUAUCAUAGACAGAGGAACAACAAUGAAUGGGAACAAACUAUUUUUGCUCCAAUGUUGUCCACGCAGAAAACCUAGCCAUAGCUACAGCUCCACUGUAGAGAGCAGUGGGCAAGUAGACACUACCUGGGCCUGCAAGUAGGCACUACCUGGGCCUGUUAUUGGCCUCCUGGAUCACACUUCCGUCCUUCUGAUUAAUAUAGAGAAUCUAAACCUCUGGAAGGCUGCUUUUGAAGUGUACAUUACUUACUCUGAUUCUAGAUAUGACUGUUUAGUGUUCUCAGUGAAUGAGUUACAGUAGCUCAGACCACCGUCAUAUGAGGGAUUAAAGUGAAAUGUUCCCCUUUAUUGUUUAUGUAGUUUCCAUUAAAUAGUCAAUUUGUAAAUGGUAAGUAUAUUUUUAGCGGUAAACAUUAAGAAUGCUGAUGAAAUAGGCUCACUAGCCACUAUUUUAACUAACAAUUCCCAAUAAUGUAGAAAUAUUCUUGUACGUUUUCCUGAAUAAAGAAAUGAUGAUUGUCA
This is a messenger RNA of Salmo salar (Atlantic salmon), 3096 nucleotides long. It is a transcript of the gene acsl2, whose product is annotated as acyl-CoA synthetase long chain family member 2. The record is from RefSeq and is a predicted model, not a curated record. Gene Ontology annotation, cellular component: membrane; endoplasmic reticulum. Gene Ontology annotation, biological process: long-chain fatty acid metabolic process. NCBI's taxonomy places the organism in Eukaryota, Metazoa, Chordata, Actinopteri, Salmoniformes, Salmonidae. Gene Ontology annotation, molecular function: long-chain fatty acid-CoA ligase activity.